AUGCUACAUCCUGAAUCCACAGAAAUUUCCUUCAAAUUAAACAACGGUGUUAGUGUACCGGCCUUAGGGUUAGGUACUGCAUCCCCAGCCGACAGAUUUGUUGAUACCAAGGAGGCUGUUAAAGCUGCUAUCAAAGCCGGUUAUAGACAUAUUGAUACAGCUUGGUGUUAUGGUACAGAACCAUACAUAGGUGAGGCACUAAGGGAAUUAUUUCAGGAAGGAGAAAUCAAGAGAAGUGACGUCUUUAUCACUACUAAGGUUUGGCCUGUCUAUUGGGACAAAGUGAGCCAAUCGUUAGACGAGUCACUCGAAAGACUAGGAAUUGAUUAUGUUGAUAUGUUUUUACAUCAUUGGCCUUUAUGCUAUGCCAAGGUCGAAGAUUUGGUCAGUGGUAUCAGUGAUUUGUCCAGGAAUCCAGUGGAUGCUUUAGGUAAACCAAUUUAUGAUCCAAAGGGUGAUUGGUUACAAACAUAUAAGGAUAUGGAGAAAAUAUAUUUAGAUCCAUCAGACCACAGAGUUAGAUCCAUCGGUGUUUCUAAUUAUCCAAUCGAGUACCUUCAAAUUGUGCUGGACCAAUGCACUGUUAAGCCGGUGGUCAAUCAAGUGGAAAUGCAUCCUCGUUUACCUCAAUUGGAAAUGAACAAGUUUUGUCAUGACAAUGAUAUUUUGCUAACCGCUUAUUCACCAUUGGGUUCCAAUGGUGCUCCAAACCUCAAAAUUCCAUUAGUUCAGGAAUUAUCUAAGAAAUAUAACGUUUCUGCUAAUGAUAUUUUGAUAUCUUACCAUAUUAGAAAAGGUAACAUCGUUAUUCCAAGAUCACUGAACCCUCAAAGAUUAGCUAAUAAUGUUGGCUUUGUUUGUUUAAAUGAAGGUGAUCUCCAAGCUUUGGAUAACGUCGGUAAGAUCAACCCUUACAGAUACAUAGAUGAAGAUUUUGCCGCUAUUGUUCCUGGUUUUACUGGAAGAGAUAAAGUUGUCGGUUAG
This is a messenger RNA of Maudiozyma barnettii, 984 nucleotides long. RefSeq names its product D-arabinose 1-dehydrogenase (NAD(P)(+)) ARA1 (gene ARA1). The transcript has a single exon. Bases 1 to 984 code for a protein of 327 amino acids. NCBI's taxonomy places the organism in Eukaryota, Fungi, Ascomycota, Saccharomycetes, Saccharomycetales, Saccharomycetaceae. Gene Ontology annotation, cellular component: cytosol. Gene Ontology annotation, molecular function: aldose reductase (NADPH) activity. The record is from RefSeq and is a predicted model, not a curated record.